Messenger RNA from Rhizophagus irregularis DAOM 181602=DAOM 197198, 661 nucleotides. The record is from RefSeq and is a predicted model, not a curated record. NCBI's taxonomy places the organism in Eukaryota, Fungi, Glomeromycota, Glomeromycetes, Glomerales, Glomeraceae.
UUAUUGUUAUAAAGAUAUCUUACCACAAGAUUUAAUUCAUAAUCUUUUAGAAUUUUAUAUAGUUCCUAAUAUGAAACCUAAAAAUGAUUUGACACCUUCAAGAAAACCUAGCAUUAAAUCAACCUUGAUUGAAUCAAACCAUAUUCCUAUUUUUGCUUCAUGGAUUGAUAAAAAAGAUUCUUCACAUUAUAAUAGAAAAAAUAUUCCUUGUGACUUUAAAUUAUUAUAUCGUUCAAGUCAGGAUGGGAAUGAUACUUUAUCUUUUCAUAGAAAUUGUGACAAUAAAGGAGCUACUAUUUGGAUUGCAAAAAUUAAAAAUUCUACACAAUUAAUUGGUGGGUAUAAUCCACUUGAUUGGGAUCAAAGUAACAGUUGGAAAACUACAGCAGAUAGUUUUUUAUUUAAUUUUACAAAUGGAAGAGAUAUUUCUACUUCAAAAAGAAGUUAUGUUAGUAUACAGAAUUAUGCUGUUUUUUGUGGCCCUAGGUAUGGACCAACUAUGGGUAAUUUAUUCUGUGAAAAUAAUGUUUGGUCUUAUAAUAAUGGUUAUGAUAAUGGAAAUCGUUAUCCUAAAAUAGGAAUCCCAGCAAAUUUUGAAGUAGAAGAUUAUGAAGUAUUUCAAGUAAUUAAAAAAUAAAAUAAAAAAUUUAAUUAAUAAAUG